AUGCCUGUUGGUCUCGCCUGCCGCCUCCGUUGUUAUCGCCUCGCCUUUCGAUGUCUCCAUACCACGGUGGCCCUUCCGAAAAAUAACAGCCAACGUUAUAGGGUGCACUCCAGUCCUGGCAACACUAGCUGCAAGGCGACGUCGCGGCGAGAGUCUGUGGCGAACCUGCGUGCUGCGUCUUCGCGGGCCAGAUGGGAGGCAGAAGGGGUGGCGGAGGCAAAAGUGAAGGGUUUGCGUCCUCCGCCUACCUUUAAUGUCUUCUUCGCUGAGCGGUUUGAGCGGAAACGUUGGCCUCUGAGGGAUGCCGUGGCAAUGCUGCGGGAGGCUGCCGCACCAGAAAUGUUUAACUGUCUAGAGAAUGCGCUUUACGCAAAGGUGACACUGAAUCAGCGUACCAAGAAGGCGAACAAGUUCAUUAGUAAGUUGGAAACCUCAACCACACUGCCACAUCAACUGGACUUUCUCCCCAAACGGCGCAUCAUUGUUCUCACCAAUGUAAGAACUGCUGCUGCGUUUCUCAUUUUAUCACCUUUGAUUCGUCAUCCACUUCUCGACUUCCUC
Messenger RNA from Hydatigera taeniaeformis, 561 nucleotides. NCBI's taxonomy places the organism in Eukaryota, Metazoa, Platyhelminthes, Cestoda, Cyclophyllidea, Taeniidae. The record is from the annotation of a GenBank genome assembly.